Pogoniulus pusillus (Red-fronted tinkerbird) is the source of this 3498-nucleotide messenger RNA. It is a transcript of the gene PNPT1, whose product is annotated as polyribonucleotide nucleotidyltransferase 1. The record is from RefSeq and is a predicted model, not a curated record. The coding region runs from base 53 to 2437 and encodes 794 amino acids. Gene Ontology annotation, molecular function: polyribonucleotide nucleotidyltransferase activity; 3'-5'-RNA exonuclease activity; RNA binding. Lineage: Eukaryota; Metazoa; Chordata; Aves; Piciformes; Lybiidae. Gene Ontology annotation, biological process: mitochondrial mRNA catabolic process; mitochondrial RNA 3'-end processing. Gene Ontology annotation, cellular component: mitochondrion; cytosol. The transcript has 29 exons.
GCCAAUCGGCUGGCGCCUGGCGCGGGGCUGGCUCUCUCUGCCCAGCGGUGUCAUGGCUGCCGCCACGGGCUGCCGCCGUGCCGUGCUGGGCGGUUUGGCCGGGAGCGGCGGUGGGGCUGCGGCGCGAUGGCGACGGCUGCUGCUGUUGCCGCCGCCGGACGGCUGCGCUCUGCGGAUGGCGCCUUCCCGCGGCGCCGCAGCAGAGCCUGGGCCCUGCCGGACGGUAACGGUGGAGGUGGGCGGCAGGAAGAUGGAGUUGUCUUCUGGGAAACUUGCUCGAUUUGCAGAUGGGUCUGCUGUUGUGCAGCUAGGUGACACAGCAGUAAUGGUCACAGCAGUCAGUAAAACUAAGCCUUCUGCAUCUCAGUUUAUGCCAUUAGUGGUUGACUAUCGUCAGAAAGCUGCUGCAGCGGGAAGAAUUCCCACAAACUAUCUAAGAAGAGAACUGGGUUCCACUGAUAAAGAAAUUCUUACAAGCAGAGUAAUAGAUCGGUCAAUCAGACCACUCUUUCCGGUAGGCUACUUUUACGAUACACAGAUCCUUUGUAAUCUUUUAGCAGUAGAUGGCGUCAAUGAUCCUGAUAUUCUGGCAAUUAAUGGAGCUUCAGCAGCACUUGCAUUGUCUGAUAUUCCAUGGAACGGGCCUAUUGGUGCAGUAAGAGUAGGACUCGUUGAUGGAGAAACUAUUGUCAAUCCAACUCGGAAACAGAUGUCUUCUAGUGCUUUAAAUUUAAUUGUUGCUGGAGCUCAACAAAAUCAAGUUGUUAUGUUGGAAGCAACUGCUGAGAAUAUAUUACAACAAGACUUCUGUCAUGCCAUCAAAGUAGGAGUAAAGCAAACCCAGCAAAUAAUUCAGGGAAUUCAACAACUAGUGAAAGAACGGGGUGUUGUCAAGAGAACUGUUCCGAAGUUUUUCAUUGCUCCUGAAGAGAUUGUGGAGUGUGCAAAGAAACUUGCUUUUGACAAGAUCUAUGCAGUGUUCACAGAUUCCAGCCAUGAUAAAAUUUCUAGGGAUGAAGCAAUUAACAAAAUAAGGCUUGAAACAGAAGAACAGCUGAAAGAAAAAUUUCCAGAGGCUGAGCCUUAUGAAAUCAUGGAAUCUUUCAAUGUGGUUUCAAAGGAUAUUUUUAGAAAUCUUGUUCUGAAUGAAUAUAGAAGGUGUGAUGGGAGAGAUUUGACUUCCCUCAGAGACAUUAAAUGUGAAGUGAACAUGUUUAAAAUGCUUCAUGGAUCAGCCUUAUUUCAGAGAGGUCAAACACAGGUUCUCUGUACAGUUACAUUUGACUCUCUAGAAUCAAGUGUAAAAUCAGAUGUUAUCUCAACAGCAGUAAGUGGAAUAAAAGAUAAAAACUUCAUGCUGCAUUACGAGUUUCCUCCUUAUGCAACUAAUGAGAUUGGCAAAGUUACUGGUAUGAACAGGAGAGAACUUGGCCAUGGUGCAUUAGCAGAAAGAGCUUUGAAACCAGUUAUUCCUCAGGAUUUCCCAUUCACAAUAAGAGUUACCUCUGAAGUCUUAGAGUCCAAUGGGUCAUCUUCAAUGGCUUCUGCGUGUGGUGGAAGUUUGGCAUUAAUGGAUGCAGGAGUUCCAGUAUCAAAUGCAGUGGCAGGUGUAGCAAUAGGUCUCAUUACCAAAUGCAAUCUGGAAAAAGGAGAUAUUGUGGACUACCGCUUGCUAACAGACAUCCUGGGAAUUGAAGAUUACUAUGGUGACAUGGAUUUCAAGAUGGCAGGUACUAAUAAAGGAGUAACUGCCUUGCAGGUUGAUCUAAAACUGCCAGGAAUACCAAUAAAAAUUGUAAUGGAAGCUAUUCAACAAGCUACAGCUGCAAAGAGGGAGAUUUUACAAAUUAUGAACCAAACGCUGGCAAAACCCAGACCUAACAGAAAAGAAAGUGGACCUGUUGUAGAAACUGUCCACGUUCCACUAUCAAAAAGAUUAAGAUUUGUUGGUCCUGGGGCCUACAAUUUGAAAAAACUUCAAGCACAGACUGGUGUAACUGUAAGUCAGCUGGAUGAAGAGACAUAUUCUGUGUUUGCCCCCACACCUAGUGCUAUGCAUGAAGCAAGAGAAUUUAUCCAUGAAAUCUGCAAAGAUGAUCAGGAAGUUAAUUUGGAAUUUGGUGCAGUUUAUACAGCCACAAUAACUGAAAUAAGAGAUUCUGGAGUGAUGGUAAAACUGUAUCCAAACAUGACACCAGUAUUACUUCAUAAUUCACAACUGGAUCAAAGAAAGAUAAAACAUCCUAGUGCCCUGGGAUUAGAAGUUGGACAAGAAAUUCAGGUUAAAUACUUUGGACGUGAUCCAACUGAUGGCAGAAUGAGGCUUUCACGUAAAAUUCUACAGUCACCAGCCACAACUGUUCUUAAAACCCUAACUGACAAAAACAGUAUUGUCCUGGGAGGUACUGUGCCACAGUCAUCUACUUCAUCUCAGUGACAGGUAAGGCCAGAGGCAGAACUUCAGGAGGAAAAGAUGUGAUUGUGGAAAUACAAGUGACCUUUGCUAGAAUCUGGAGAUACCAUCAUAAGAGCCUGCAGGUGGAUGGUAGUGAAAUCGUAUUUUAAAAUAAACACUAUUUAUGUUUGAAGGUGAUGUAGAACUUCAGAGUCAUAAAAUCAAUUAAAAACUUCCAAAAUAAAACCAGACACAACCAGUGCACUUGUCUUGUGUAGCAAGGGUGAGAAGAGAGCCAAAGAAUGUGGAGUUUUAUAGACUGAAGAGCAGACCAUUCCAGAGGGUAAGAUUCUUCUCACUGCCAUCUCAAAAAUGUGAAAAUGAGAAGGAAAUAUUUAACAAUUAUUUCCUGGUAGAAGGAAUUAUCCAUUAUACUUGGUUGAGAGGCACAGUUGGUUGAAGUUUACUGACUUUUCAGUAUACAAGACUGAAAUGUUGAGCAAAACGUGAAGACUUGGAAGUACCACCUUUAAUGUGACUGAAGCUGUUUCAGAUAAAUACAUCGAUAGCUGUCAUAAAGUUCAGACUUGCUAAAAUGUAUGAGCAGAAGGCAGACAAAACAAAUAACAUGGCUGAUGUCUCCUUAUUGUCUGGGUUUAUUAAUACUGAAUUUUAAAAUACAUAAGUGAAAUAAUUGUUUUGGAAUAAACAAUUGGUGUGAUAAAUCCUCAUCCUAAAUUCCACCCAGUAAGUGUUAUAAUUUUUCUACUGAUUGUUUCAUCAGUGGGUUGACUGAUCUCUUUUAGACUUCAGACCAUUGCCCAGGGGCUCACAGGAACUGCUUGUUUUUUGACUGUGAGGUACAAACUGAAAAUCGAGGUGGUGUCCCUUCUGAUCUUCACUACUUUGUAUGUAGACAUAAUAAGAAAAAUCAACUUCCCAGUUGAUGGCAAAUGGGCUCUGAAUCUCCUGAAAGAAACGAAGUACUGGGGAGAUGCAAAAUGUGAAUGUACAGUAAAAAUUGUUUGGUUUAUUGUAUGUUGGUUUUGUUUUUUCUCCCCUAAGUUGCAAUAUUAAAGAAGAAAGGAAUGGCUGGCCUCCUC